CCGCGUAAGGAUUUUGGCGCCAAGACUGACCUGGCAGCCGCCACGUUGGCAUCCACGUCGAUUUCCCCCCAAAUCCUGCGCACAAUAACCCUGCAUAUCCCGUCUCCUCUCUCUCUCUCUCUCUCUCUCUCGCUCGUUUUGCUGCAGCGCAGUCUAUCGCCUCCCACAAUGGACUCGUCGGAAUCGCAACGAUCGACGCCGUUCACUCCGUUGAAGGAAAAGAAGAUCAUCCAAUCGGGCUCGCUCCAGUCAUCUUCCUCAGCUGGAUCCGCCAUCCUGUGGAGCUCCAAAACCCCCGAAAAACCCUCGAACCCUCCGCGCCGCUCCGGCCGAGCCCGCAACCGCGGCAUCGCGCUCUCUGUCAAGGAUGUCAAGGAAGUCGCCAAAAGCCUCUGCGAAUCGAGCCGGGAUCGUUCGAUUUUGCCGGAUAAUAUCAGUUCCGGCCAAUCGAACUCCAGUGCUCCUCGGAAGCAGAUUAAAAGCUCUGUUUGUAAAUCGAAGAGCGUCGAUCGCCCAAUGAAGCUCCCUGAAAAGUAUGAGAUGUUGGGCGAGUUUUUUGAUAGCAUGGAUAGUUCGAUUCGAUUGCUCCGGAUGAAGGGUUCUAUGUCAACUUUUACUAACAUUUGCCGGAAAGUCGAGUGUUUGACUGAUAGGAGGUUUUCAUACGGUCAUUUAGCGCAAUUGAAGUUUAUUUUGCCCGAGGCAAUUGGGAUAAAGAAGAUUCUUAUGCUUGAUGAACAAACAAAAUGCAUGAAACCGGAUCUUCACAUAACUUUGAAUGCUGAUGCAAUAGAGAAUGAAGAAAAUCUGAAAUUGCACAGCGGGAAUUUGCAGUUGAGAAAGGUCUUCCGAUCGCGGUUGCUGGAUUUCUGUAAAGCCCAUCCUGAGGGAGAUGAUGUUCCAGAGGAAAUGCUGCCUGAACCAUUCAAUCAGUCAAAGCACGAUGCACAUUUGAGUACAAGAGUGGAUUCCAAGACACCUGGCCUACCUGGGACAUUAAGUGAUGCACAAGCAGAACAGCUGCCUGGUGUGGCGUCCCAUCUAUCUCAAUCUUUUUGCAAGAAGUUCUCAAAGAUAUUUUCUAGCAAUGAAGCGGAAAACAUGCAUGAAAAGCUAACUAAAUCUUCUUCAAGACUAUCAGUUCCAGACUGCUUUUUCAAUAAUCCGUACAGUGAGGAGGCUAUUUCUUCAUCUGUUCCAUCCAAUGUUAAAUUAUCAAAACUGGCCACAAGUAAGAAAUGUUUAGCCACUGGGGUAUCUUCAUCUCCUUUACCACAGUCUCACCUGCUUGCAACCCCAAGUAAAGAAAUGACUUCUGCAAGGAAUGAAGAUGGCUCUUCCACACAAACUGGUGACAUCCAGGGUACUCCUGCAGAACUCGUUUCAACUCCCGCAAAGCUGAUGACUGUAACACCUGCAAUGCAGCCACCAAAGAGAUCUUAUAUGAGUCCUGAUGAUUCUUCAACAAGCUCACCAAAAAAGUUAGUUAGGCGUCCACCUCGGUCAUUGAAAUUUGACACUCCAGUGAAGAGAACAAAAGUUAAUGACCAAGAGAAUAGCAUGGGUGGCGGCUUAUCAGUUGAUAGUGAUAUUCUGGAUAUACUUCCCGAGAAUCUUGUGCAAUCGCUCAGAGAGAAAGAGAGGAAGGCAUUAGAAGAGCAGGAUCCUGCCAUCUCACAAGCAAAGAGGCGGCGAGAAAUGAUAGCUUGCCUACCUACACUAUUCAACAUGAUUCAUUUUUUAUUUCAAUCAAUCAAGCGCUCUGUUAUCACCAAGGAGGAGCUCAUACACAAAAUAAUUGCAAGCCACUGCAAUAUUGCUGAUCGGAGAGAAGUUGAAGAUCAGCUCAAAUUGUUGCAAGAACUAGUUCCAGACUGGAUUUAUGAGAAGUUGGCAGCCAGCGGGGAUUGUCUGUUAUGCAUCAAUAAGGGGUCUAAUCCUGAGCUAAUACGCACAAGACUGACAGAAGCAAACCAAUUCAAAAAGCAUCAGGCUUGCCAAAAUUAGGCCUACUGGGUGGUGGUGGCUGAAUCUUCUGAGACUGAAUGUAGUUUGAACGUCGUACAGUAUGCAUAAAAGCUGUGAUGAGCUUUUUCUUAGUCCUUUACUACUGCAUUCUAAGAAACAUCUAGUGGUUCUCAUUCUCUCCUACCUGCUCAACAGUGGGAGCCUCCGGGCUUAGGAAUUUUCCAAAGAAUAGAGCUUUUCUGCUCCGUUUUGCCUCUCUCUCUCUCUCUCUCCAAAAAGAUGCUGCUGAGUGAAGUGUUGUUGAGCUGCUUGUAACCAGGAAGUGAGAUCCUUCCCACCUACCUGGAUCCUCAUCUGUCAUUAGAUUAUCAAAGAGAAUGAGAUGGAAGUUUCUGCUGAAAGCUUGAAGGAUCAUUACCAGUUCUCUUAGCUUUGGUAUUUAGAUGAGAUAACCAACUAUGUAGCAUCUACAUCCAGAUUUCAAGUAUUGUAUAUGUCAUUAGUCCGAUCCUUUGUAGAAACUACAUGUAAUAAUGAACGUGCAAAAUGGAACUCUUUAUCAUAAAGAGAUUCAUUGUUCCUGACUUUGCUUCACCUUAGUUGUUAUUUGAGCUAGUAAAAGUUAUGUCUUGGUCCAA
Messenger RNA from Malania oleifera, 2606 nucleotides. Its product is annotated as CDT1-like protein a, chloroplastic. The coding region runs from base 169 to 2007 and encodes 612 amino acids. Gene Ontology annotation, cellular component: nucleus. NCBI's taxonomy places the organism in Eukaryota, Viridiplantae, Streptophyta, Magnoliopsida, Santalales, Ximeniaceae. The transcript is spliced from 8 exons. Gene Ontology annotation, molecular function: DNA polymerase binding; DNA binding. The record is from RefSeq and is a predicted model, not a curated record. Gene Ontology annotation, biological process: DNA replication preinitiation complex assembly; regulation of DNA-templated DNA replication initiation; DNA replication checkpoint signaling.